Messenger RNA from Musa acuminata AAA Group (dessert banana), 9074 nucleotides. RefSeq lists its product as uncharacterized. NCBI's taxonomy places the organism in Eukaryota, Viridiplantae, Streptophyta, Magnoliopsida, Zingiberales, Musaceae. Gene Ontology annotation, molecular function: protein binding. Gene Ontology annotation, biological process: cell surface receptor signaling pathway. The record is from RefSeq and is a predicted model, not a curated record. The transcript is spliced from 3 exons. Bases 6260 to 8146 code for a protein of 628 amino acids.
CGUCAAGCCCACGCGGGCCAUCAAGUUCCUCUGCAGCUACGGCGGCAAGAUCCUCCCACGUUACCCCGACGGCAAGCUCCGUUACGUAGGCGGCCACACGCGCCUCCUCGCGGUCGAUAGAUCCAUCUCUUUCUCAGGUUAAUCAAUGUUGAAAUUGUUUUGGUGCCUUCUUAAUUGGUGUCAGAGCUGCGGGAUGUAGAUAUUAGAUACAGCUGCAGCAAAGCAUGAACACAGGAGUGACAUAACUCAAAUAUUGGCCAAAGUAGAUGCACAAGAUACAUGCUUGUGUUUUUGUAAGAAAAUAUUUUGUUUUCAAUACUUUCUGUCAAUUCUUUUGAUUUCUUCUUUUUUUAUUCAGUUUUCGACCAUUUUAACCACAUGGAUAAACUUUAGGAAUAGUACUAGAACACUCAGAUCAUUUUUUACUUGGAGAAUACUCAUACAGGUCAAAAAAUUAGGAAUUGUCUAGUUAUGAACUUUUUGAUAGCCCUUUUCUGUAGAAACUAGCAUUGAAAUAUGGUUUAUGAUUACAGAAUUUGCAUCAAUUUGUUGAUGCUUUGUGCAUGUUAUGAUAUAGCUAUUAUCUAGAUUUUUCACGCCUGUAUCUACUCAUUGCUGUAUUUCUUUUGUCGAAGGAGAAAACGAUAGAUUUUGGUGUUUUUCUCCAUUGUAUGCAAUUUGGCUUUCUACUAAUGGAUUACUUGUAGCAUUCAGAUUAGGAGGAUGGAGGAUGUUAAACUGAACUUUAUGAGGGAUUUCAACUGAUGGAUUACAAAUAAUAAUAGAUGGUUAGAUUACAUUCUAUCUUAUUUGUAUGGGGUUUGGGUUUGACAAUCUGUCGAUCCCAUACCACCUCGAAAGUUUUGACUAUAAAUUAAAAAUGAAGGAAAACUGAAGGAAAACAACCUCUAUUGCUUAUAAAUUAAAGUAUUAACUACAAGUGGCUAAGCAACGAAAUAAAGAGAGAUAAAAUACUCAAAUGAAAGCAUUAAAACACAGGUUAUUUCGGGACAGCACUUGGGUGCUCUCAGUAGAAAAGACAUACUGUCAGUUCCAGUCUUCUCUUUCUCUCUUGUUGUUGGAACCUCCUUUGGACAACAAGUAACGGGGCUUUGAGACUUCUAGCUGGAUGGAGCUUUGAUGAAUGACUUUGACUGUUGAAACUUGAGGAUGAAUGACUUUGACUGUUGGAACUUGUGGAAGAAAAGGCUGCAGCUGGAAGUACUUUGGAGCAUCUCGUGGGAUUGCUCCUUUCUUCUCUUCUCUUGCUCUUCGUAGAAGAUGGAAGGCUAGGGUCGACUCGGACUUUGAGAGGGUUGAUUCUUGAUUGAUGUUUCUUGAAAGCUGUGUCACCCUUCUUGGAAGGGUUGAGUCCUAACCUAGUUAGGACUCCUAACUGGCGCCCAACUUGAUGCCCAAUCCAAGUCCAUAUCGGGUUGAAAUGAGUUGAAUCUUUGAGUUGAUUGGAUCGAGCCCUUGAGCUUGGAUUUGGGCUUGAGCUUGAUUUGGUCAGAUUGAGAUUGAUUUGGAGUUCGAAUCAAACUCUGGUUGUGUCGAAUUGGAGUUUGACUCGAACUCUAGUUGAGCUAAAUUAGAGUUUGACUUGAACUCUAGUUGAGUUAAAUUGGAGUAUAUGACUUGAACUGGGUUUGAUCGUCCCUGUUCACUAUCUAAAGGAAGGAUGCAAUUGCAAGAUUCAGCACAAUCAGUGACUACUUUUCUUUCUAUUUUUUGGGUGCAACUGAAAUUGUAGAUUUUGAAUAGGUGGGAUAUUCUCUGGUUUUUAGAGCUUGAUGGAGGAGCAUCUUCAUGGAAUGGUGGUGUUCAAAGAUACUUUCAAGUAGUUAGGGAUUAGAAGCACCUAAAGCGAGGAUGACCUAAUGGAAGAGAAGCAUUUCCAUCAGAAAGUGAUGGCAAUGGUAUGAUAUGCAAUGCUUUUGUCAGCUGUUUCUGUCUGCCAGCAGCACAUGCUGCAAGUUGGUGAAGAAAGAACUGGAUGCCACCAAGCUUUGGUGUUAUCUUUGCUCAAGAAACUAGCAAGCCUGAGGUCUUAGUUGGUUGUGAUUUGAUCAGUUCUCGAUGGUUCAUAUGCAUAAAUCUUCAUGUGAGUACAAAUUUGGCACUUUAAUAUAUGCAUUAGUUAUUUUAAUAAGAAAAAAUCUCAUGCACUAACCUUGUGUAGGUACAAAUUUGUAGAACAAUUAAGUUACUAGAUUGUUUGAUGGUGAAGAAUUCUCCUCUCACAGGGUUAAUCAUGGAUUCUCUUGAUUGGUUCUCUUGAAGUCUCAAAGAAAGUAAUCUAGCUCCAAGUCAAAUAUAGGAGAAAGGAGAUUAGAAGAAUUAAAAUCUACUCCUCAUGCAUCAAUGCAGAAAACAAAAGCUGAGCAGCAGAUGCAGCCUCCUCAGAGUUUGGAGCACUGUAUACAAACCAAGGUUCGCAAUACCGUACCGUACCGGUAUUUCGACCUGGGCUUGGUAUUGGUACGGUACGGUAUACCGAGCGGUACACUCAGGUGUACCGAGUACUGUAGCACUGCUACAGUGAUACAGCAACUGCUACAGUACUCGGACCGGUAACAGUCGGUCCGCGUACCGAAAACCUAUCGGACCGGUACGUACCGCCCGUACCGGACGGUAAGGCUUGGUACGGCAGACCCUGAUACAAACUAUAAGAGACAACAAGUCAGAAAAAGUCAGUCAAUAUAAAGCUUUUAGUUAAAAAAGAGUAAACCUAGUGCACGAGGCUCUCGCCAAUGCGGGGUCUGAUGAGGGUCGAUGUAUGUGAGGCUCUCGUUGUUCUAAAACCCACCCUCACACGUGUGUGUACAUAUAUGUAUAUAUAUAUAUAUGUAUAUAUAUUUAUAUAUGUAUAUAUACAAACUAUAAGAGACAACAAGUCAGAAAAAUAAGUCAGUCAAUAUAAAGCUUUUAGUUAAAAAAGAGUAAACCUAGUGCACGAGGCUUCCGCCAAUGCGGGGUCUGAUGAGGGUCAAUGUAUGCGAGGCUCCCGUUGUUCCAAAACCCACCAUCACACGUGUGUGUAUAUAUAUAUCUGUGUGUGUAUAUAUAUAUAUGUGUAUAUACAUACAUAUGUAUAUACAUAUAUACAUACAUAUGUAUAUAUACAUAUAUAUAUGCGAGGUUUCCUUCACAUUGUUGGACUUGAUUUGGAGCACAAUCGGCAUCCAUGUCUCAUCAACUCAUAGAUCUAGAAUGAAAAUUUUAUCCAAGACUUUGUGUUGAACUCGAGUUGGAUUUUCCAUUUCUACACACUACCAAUCAUAUACAAGACCAGCGCUCCAUCUGUUUAGCUUACUGGUUUCAAGAUGACAAUCCAUAACCGAGAUUUCAUUUUGGGUUUUUGGAUUGCCAAGCUUCACUAACAUCCUUAUUCCGUUCAUUUUGAUUUUUUUCUUUUAACUUACAAUUCUUAACUUUUUUUAAUUGAGAAAGAAAUUAGAGUUGGAAUAUGAUGAAUGUGAUAUCAGUCCCAUUCCUAGCAAGCUGGUUAAUCCAAUUGCAUGAAGGUAAGCUAUCAGUAAGACACCGGAGGAAUAAUUUGGUUUUUUUUUUCUUGAUUUCACAGCAUAAGGUCAAAUUAUGCAGAACAAAAUAUAGGUUGAGCAAGACUAUGUUUUACUUUGUCACUUUCGAUUUAGAUUCAGCUAGUGCUAGUUGUAGUCAGAGAACAUGCAACUUCUUUGCAGUCAACCUGUCCUUUAUUUUUCUAUUAGCCCCCCUACGCAUGAAGAGAUAAUGCUCACUUGUAUGGGAAGCAAAAGAACAAGAGAUGUUUGCAUCUCUUGUUCACAUGAGUUCACAUGAGUUCAAUGGUAGUAGAGUGCUUCAAGGAGCGACAGAUUAGUGGCCACCAAACAUUAGAAGGUUUGAUGAGCUUUCAGAACUAAACUGAUGAACCUUAUCUUCCUUCAUAAAGGUAGGCUGAUAAACACAUUAUAAUAACAAAGGCAGGUACAACAAAAUCAGAAGAAAAUUGUUUGCCAGUUGAAGAAAGAGUUUGGUGGCAUUGGAGUCUACUAAUAGGUUUAUAACUGAAACAGAAUGUUGAUGUUAAAUUUAAACCUUGCGUGUGAUUUUCCAAGUCCUACCUCAGCAGUUGGUGUCCUGACGAAGUACAAGCUUUUCUCUUUCCUUGAAGCUUUGCUGAAAUUUCUGCUCUUUCAGGUUUUUAAUUUGACCCUUCUUCUAGAGGUUCAUUCUCUAUUUAUUCAUUUACAUGAAGCAACUACAAUAUUGUUUGUUCAUCUCUCUCACAAAACAUCUAUUCUCAAAGUUAUGUUGGAAUCAGUCAGUCAUGUUUCUGAAAGGGAUUUGAUAAUUGAUGAAAUAAAUAAGCUUCAGGUCUUGGAAUCUGUAUGGUGCCUCUGCUAAUGAAUGCUGUCUAACAUAGUUCUCUGAGGAUUUUGUUCCCAGUAUUUCCCUUCUCCAAGUGGUUUUUUAGAUUGGAAACAUUUGAUCACAUGUACUGCUCUCAACUUUCUUCAAGUGAUAUCAUGACAGCAUGUUAUAAAGAUGAUGCCAUCAGCAUGAGCUUGCUAGCUUUACAAGGUGACUAGGAUUUCUGUGAGGGGCCUCUGCUUGUGGAAAUUGAGGCUGUAGCUCAUGGAAAAGUUGGAGAAAGUGACAAAACCGGACAAAAGAAUUAGACAGAGAAAGAGAGUGAACAUGACCCUCCCAACUUUUUAUUGGGGGAAUAUGCUGCCUAAUUCAACAACUAAAGAAAGCAUGCAUCAUAUGAGGAACUUGACUUUGACUUGGGGGGAACCUUUCAGCUCCACUCUGUAGACGCCUGUGGAUUAUUACAUGAUUAUGUAAGAAAGUAGAAACCUUACAUUAGAUGUGAAAACAAAUUAGCUAAUAUAUGAAAACACUCAUGUUCUGCAACUACUGGUUGAUGAAUACCAAUUCAGAUAAAGGCAUCAAACAACUAUAGGAGAUUCAAAAUUGAAGUUCCAGACCAUUGAAGUCUUUCUAACUUUUUAGGUAAUCCUUAUGUGAUCAAUCAUGGCAUUCAAAGUAUAUUUUUUUAUUGCACCACUUGAUGAGUAAAUAAUCUGAAAUGUCAUGAUAUUUUAUACUGUAGCACUUCAAGGAGCACACAUCAGUGUGCAUCAUUCGUUUAAAAUUUGUAUGUAUAAUUUGACUUCAAUUAAUUUUCUUUUUACAUUCAGCACAAGAGAAAUAGUGAGUUAAUUACGUAUUACUCCUAUAGUUACUUUUAGCAUUUUGAUUUUUAUAUUUUUAAAGAUUAUAUUAUGAUUUAUAUAUUUACGAAAAUAAAAUAUUUAAUUUUAUUUUUUUUCAUAUCAUCUAUUUUGUUGAUGGAAAUAUUGCACGUGUUGUCACGUGUAAAAAAUAACACUAAAACAUGAUUAAAAAGAUAAUUUCGUAAUGUUAUUCUUAUCGUCCAAAAGGAAAAAAAUACCAGGAGAGAGAGGGAUUUUGUUGGGAAUUCAAUUGCUCCAUAUUUUCUUUGGAGAUUUUGUUGAAAAAUCGUAAUAGGUGAUAUAUAAUUAGCCAAAAAUAAUCCAGUCAAAUAACACCAUCAAUAUUGUUUCAAGUCUCAAUCACAGAAGUAAAGAAUAAUUAUAUCAGUGUUGGGAGAAUGUAAAAUUUUAUAUGAAUAAAUUUUUAACCGUUUGUAGGUGGUUGUAAUGACAUGAUAAUAAAUUUUUAGGCGUUUGUGGUUGUUGGAGGUUUAAAGUGACAUAAAAAACUAUGUUUCGUUAGUUAUUAUUAGAGGGAAUAGUCAACUCAAAUGGAAUAGAAGUAUUAGCCGAUCGAUAAAACUCCUAAAUCUUCUGUGACGUUGAAUAAAUUGAAGAGUUUUUAUUUUCCACGUCAUCCAACUAAUGUUUCCAACAUCCCACUCAGCCUUGUCGUAUACCUACCGGAAGAACACUUACACAUGAACAUUCUUUUUUAUUGAUUGCAAUCUUUCCUACUUCUACCCUUUUAUUUUAUUCUAGUUAUAAGACAUGUACGUACGCGCGGACUACCAACGUAAUCCUUACGAUGGACUACGACAGCUCACACAACAAAUCAAACAACCCACGUCAUACUCGGCACCGAAAGCACGCUCACGCUGGUGGGCCCGCUCCCCUUCACCUACCUACAGGCAGGAGAACGGAACCCGCAGAGUACUUACUCGAGGAGACUGGUGUGGGAACGGAGACGAGGUUGGACUGCAUUUGGCCCUCUUCUUUUCCUAUAGUGAUAAUAAUCGGAGAUCGGAGAGAUGAUGCUGAACAGCGGGAGAGGAGGAGUCGGCGGCGGAGGUGGAAGAGGAGGAGGAGCAACGGGGACGAUGGAGGAGCAGGAGUUGUCGCUGCCGAUCCUGCUGGCCGAGCGGGUCGCCAAGGCCGUCCGCGAGGCGGAGUCGUUCAAGUUGGAGUGCGCCGACGUGGGGAAGCAGGCGGAACACCUCGCCGCCAUGCUCCGCUCCGCUGCCCGCGUCGCCGCUGCCUCUCCCUCCCCCUCCUAUGACCGCCCCCUCCGCCGCGUCCUCGCGGAGGCCGCUAAGGCCCUCGAGCGCGCCCUCGCCCUCGUCCGCCGCUGCCGCCGCGCCGGCUUCCUCCGCCGCGUCGUCACCAUCACCACCGGCUCCACCGACUUCCGCAAGGCCCUCGCCCUCCUUGACGCCUCCGCUGCCGACCUCCGUUGGCUCCUGUCCAUUUACUCCGACGAAGACGGCGGCGGAUUCGCCAUCAGUCUCCCCCCCAUCGCCAGCACCGACCCCAUCCUCGCCUGGGUCUGGAGCUACGCCACCACCGUCCAGUCUCCCGCCCGAGCCCCCGCCGACCGCGCCCACGCCGCCCAGGCCCUCGCCACCCUCGCCCUCGACAACGACCGCAACAAGAAGCUCAUCCUCGAGGAGGGCGGCGUGCCGCCGCUCCUCGCCCUCCUCCGCGACGGUCCCUCCGUCGAGUCGCAGAUUGCCGCGGCCACCGCGCUGUCCAACCUUGCCAGUGACGCCGACAACGUCUCCGUCAUCCUCGAGGAGCUCGCCGUGCCCAUUAUCGUCCAUGUCCUCUCGGAUUCCCCGAUGCGCCUCCAGACCCAGGUGGCCGGCCUCGUGUCCCGUUUAGCCGCCCACCAACCCGUUGCCCAGGAUGAGUUCGCCCGGGAGAAUGGCAUCCGCCCCCUCGUCUCGCUUCUCUGUAUCGGGGUGCCCUUCGAUGACAUCAGACCAACGCAAAGGAAGCCUUCGAGCAUCCACUCUCUCGUUCAGGGAAUGGGCGUACCCUCAUCCAACAGUAAUGCCAGCGGCAGCGGCAGCGGCGGCGGCAGCAGCAGAAGGAGCUCAUUUCUGUUGCGGGACUAUUACCAUCAACAUCGCAAGGACAGGGAGAAUGAGAGCCCCGAAGCGAAGCUUGCGCUCAAGGUUGCCUGCGCUGACGCGCUCUGGAUGCUCGCCAAAGGGUGCCUCUCCAACUGCCGCAAGAUCACCGAAACCAAAGGCCUCCUCUGCCUAUCCAAAAUCAUUGAACUCGAGAAAGGCGAGCUGCAGCAGCACUGCAUGAUGACCGUGAUGGAAAUUGCGGCCGCUGCCGAGAUGGAUGCCGACCUCCGGCGCUCAGCCUUCAGGAUGAACUCCCCGGCUGCGAGGUCGGUGGUGGAGCACCUCAUUCAAGUGUCCCAGCAGGGGAGCAGCGUCGUUCUUCAGAUCUCAGCUAUCAAGGCCAUUGGCUGCUUGGCCAGGACAUUCCCUGCGAAAGAGACCAAGGUCUUAUGCCCGCUCGUUCUCCAACUUGGACAUUGGAACCCAGAGGUGGCGGCUGAAGCAGCCAAGGCUUUGGGGAAGUUUGCUAACCCGGAGAAUUUCAACUGUGUGGAGCACUCAAAGACGAUCACAGAGUUCGCUGGGGUGCCAGUGCUGAUGCAGCUGCACCGAUCAGGUGAGAAGGCACAGCUGCCUGCAGUGAUCCUGCUCAGUUACUUGGCAUUGCACAUUCCUAAGAGUGAAGCUCUGGAACGCGCAAAGGUCUUGGGGGCUCUACAAUCAGUCGCCAGGAGUCCACUGGCACAGGAUUCCUCUAUAAGAGAUAUGCUCCCUAGGGCUAUCUACCAACUUGAGCUUUUUCAGGUUGGAUUGCAUUCCCACAGACAAAUGUAUGAACCGUGAGCUCUACCAUCACUGAUUGGCAUUUCCUCCUCCCUCAAGACAGAUCCACUAUACCUGAGGCCAAUUUAGAAGGAUCUACAUGGAUCCAUUGAGCUUUUUCAGGUGAGAAGGCACAGCUGCCUGCAGUGAUCCUGCUCAGUUACUUGGCAUUGCACAUUCCUAAGAGUGAAGCUCUGGAAUGCGCAAAGGUCUUGGGGGCUCUACAAUCAGUCGCCAGGAGUCCACUGGCACAGGAUUCCUCUUUAAGAGAUAUGCUCCCUCGUGCUAUCUACCAACUUGAGCUUUUUCAGGUUGGAUUGCAUUCCCACAGACAAAUGUAUGAACCGUGAGCUCUACCAUCACUGAUUGGCAUUUCCUCCUCCCUCAAGACAGAUCCACUAUACCUGAGGCCAAUUUAGAAUGAUCUACAUGGUUCCAUUCAACUUGAAAUGAUUUAUCAAAGUAUGAUAUCAUGUUAUUCCAUCAUUUAUUGAGAAACUGAUUGUGGAUCUGAAGAUGCUAUGACAGCUUCAGUGGAUGGUUUCUGGGUAUCUGGACAUAUGAAACAGAGGUCAAAGUUAUUUGACAAGAUUAUUUGUUAUACUGGAUAAAGAGUUGCCGCUGUGCAUACUAGUGACAGUUUGAUGCAACAGUUCACCUUGAUUACUGAUUCUCCCCGGUGCUUUCACCUCUGUACAAGCAUUUUGACAAGCCAAUUGUGCGACAACUCAUGGUUGUUUCUUCUUUAAUGCAUUUUCUCUACCACCAAAGACUUCAAUAUGCCAUACUGCAACUUCAACUAUGUACAGUCUAUAAGCAAGAUGUGCUAUGGUUUUACUGCAAGGUAGCAAGUUAGAAAGUAAGAACACAGAAGAAGCAGGUAUUACAAACAAAAUUAUUUUGCUGGUUCAAGCAAUUUUAACUUAUCCUACUUUAAAGGUGGCUUGCA